Messenger RNA from Dioscorea cayenensis subsp. rotundata (Guinea yam), 1553 nucleotides. RefSeq names its product probable serine/threonine-protein kinase kinX. The record is from RefSeq and is a predicted model, not a curated record. Lineage: Eukaryota; Viridiplantae; Streptophyta; Magnoliopsida; Dioscoreales; Dioscoreaceae. The transcript is spliced from 2 exons. The coding region runs from base 122 to 1483 and encodes 453 amino acids.
AGCCAUCACCACCUUCACAAAGCGCGGGAAGCAAUGGAUACGUGCAUCUCAAGGUACACUUCCGCCAUGAAUCCGCUUCCAUAGAAGCGAAAUCCAUGGAGAAGAAGACGAAAUUGAAAAAAUGGAAGUGGAAUUAGGGUUAAGAAGUGCAAGAAUACUCGGAAAUCUAACCUUCGUCUCCACUGAAUCCGAUGCUGUUUUCCUCAUCGCUGCUCAUCUCCCAGGAUUCAAGAAGCAUGAGAUCGAGAUAGCGGUGAAUGAUGAGGAGAAGGAGAUAGGGAUCAGGGGAGGAGGAAGAGCGAGAUCGGCGCAGGAAGUGGUGAUAUCGAGGAGGUUGGUGAUCAGUAGGGAAGUAUCGAUGGGAAGGUUCUGGAAAGUGUUUGCAAUCCCUGAUGGUGUGGUUUUGGAUGGAAUUCAUGCGGUUUUUCAUGAGAAAAAUGGGGUUUUGAUCGUGUUGAUGCCUAAAUCUACUCGAGAAGAAGAGCUACCUGGAAUUCAAAUGGAAGAAGAGAUUGAAAUUUUGGAACCAGAGGAUGUGGAAAAAUUGAUUGAGAUCUCAGAGCCAGAAGAAGAGGAAAUUGAAGAACCAGUUGAAAUCAGAGAGCCGGAACUACCGCAAAUCGAAGAAGGACCAGUUCAAAUUUGGGAGCCAGAGCCAGAGCCGGAACCGGAACAAAUGGAAGAACCAAUUGAAAUCUUAGAACCAGAACGACAACAAAUUGAAGAACUAAUUGAAAUCCCAGAACCAGAACCACAACAAAUUGAAGAACCAGUUGAAAUCCCAGAACCAGAACCAGUACCAAUUGAAGAACCAGUAGAAAUCCUGGAGCCUGAACCACAAGAAAUUGAAGAAGAACCAGUCAUAAUUCCAGAACCAGAACCACAAGAAAUUGAAGAAUUAAUCAUAAUCUCAGAGCCAGAACCACAAGAAAUUGAAGAUGCAAUUGAAAUCCCAGAAAUAGAACCACAACAAAUUGAAGAUGCAAUUGAAAUCCCAGAACCAGAACCACAAGAAAUUGAAGAUGCAAUUGAAAUUCCAGAAAUAGAACCACAACAAAUUGAAGAACCAGUUGAAAUCCCAGAACCAGAACCACUACCAAUUGAAGAGCCAAUUUUAAUCCAAGAGCCGGAACCACAACAAAUUGAAGAACCAAUCCAAAUCCAGGAGCCGGAACCACAGAAAAUCGAAGAACCAACCCAAAUCCAAGAGCCAGAACCACAACAAAUUGAAGAACCAGUUGAAAUCCCAGAACCAGAACCACUACCAAUUGAAGAGCCAAUUUUAAUCCAAGAGCCGGAACCACAACAAAUUGAAGAACCAAUCCAAAUCCAGGAGCCGGAACCACAGAAAAUCGAAGAACCAACCCAAAUCCAAGAGCCAGAACCACAACAAAUUGAAGAACCAGUUGAAAUCCCAGAACCAGAACCACUACCAAUUGAAGAGCCAAUUUUUAAUCCAAGAGCCGGAACCACAACAAAUUGAAGAACCAAUCCAAAUCCAGGAGCCAGAACCACAGAAAAUCGAAGAACCAACCCAAAUCCAAGAGCCAGAA